Lineus longissimus is the source of this 898-nucleotide messenger RNA. RefSeq lists its product as uncharacterized. The coding region runs from base 89 to 898 and encodes 269 amino acids. The record is from RefSeq and is a predicted model, not a curated record. NCBI's taxonomy places the organism in Eukaryota, Metazoa, Nemertea, Pilidiophora, Heteronemertea, Lineidae. The transcript has 5 exons.
UAGGAAUGGUCUGAAAAUUCUUGAUGAAAUAUUAAAGCCAGAAGAUAUUUUCUACAAUUACAAGAGUUGGCGACAGCAUUCCUUUAAGAUGAGCUCAAAAGUAUUCAGCGGGAGUAAGCUGCACUUUGAAGCGACCGUCGAGGCAAAGAUACGGACAUCCUUCCGAAUUGAUGACAUCGUUGUCGCAGACGGACCGUGGAUGUUCCCCGAGACAAAAGACAUCUGUCCCCAGAUCUGGAAACUUAAGGGAUACUUGGCCAAUGGUGUCGUCUUAGCUGGUAACUGCCAGGGAAGGGAGGGUAGCACAGCCCAAUUAAGAUGUGACAAAAUGCGCGGGUACAAGUUUAAGAAGACCAAUUCAGGAAGCAUGGCGACAAAUUGUGUCCGGAGACAAAGUGGAAGAACGGGGAAAUGGGUUCCCAACAAUGGUGUCUGCGUUUUAGCCAAGUGUGGUAGCCCUCCAAAGAUACCCAAUGCUACUGUCGCUAACAUCAUGCCAGACCCAAAUAUUUCCGGGAAUACCGACCCGUCCAUAUACAAUGCAUACACAACUGUGGAGUACAAAUGCACUGAGAACACUACCUACAUUUCCGGGCCAAAGCAGAAGCGAUGUGGCUUAGAUGACACGUGGUCUUUAGGUGCUAUCCAGUGCAUGAGGACCAAGAUCAUAGCCUACAGCCUGCACAAACCUUCGUUUCUCUACAGCUUUAAAGGGACAACAUGGGCGUGGGAUUCACCUGACCAGGAGGAUACCCUUGCUUGCCACCAGGCAUCGCCACUGCUUCAGGCUGAUGUCUACGAUUUUCGAGACUGUUGCGAGGCAAUUAUGGACAGGCCUUUGGUUUCACUACACACCCUAGUCCAGUGCAUUGUUUGUUGCAGUUCCAUGAGUUUAUAA